Messenger RNA from Exophiala viscosa, 1331 nucleotides. RefSeq names its product proteasome maturation factor UMP1-domain-containing protein. The coding region runs from base 179 to 952 and encodes 257 amino acids. Gene Ontology annotation, cellular component: cytoplasm; nucleus. The record is from RefSeq and is a predicted model, not a curated record. The transcript is spliced from 3 exons. NCBI's taxonomy places the organism in Eukaryota, Fungi, Ascomycota, Eurotiomycetes, Chaetothyriales, Herpotrichiellaceae. Gene Ontology annotation, biological process: proteasome assembly.
CUUCACUUCCAUCUACAACGUAGUCCAAACACCAUCCCUCACGAUCCAUUCAACACUCUCUGUCCCUCGACCUUACUUUGGAAUCGUUGUCUCGGAAAACCAAGCAGUCCACUUCAGCUCAGUGCAGGCGAAUCGUCGUCAGCUCCCGCAUACCCUACAAUCUUCGUACUCUCUCAUCAUGUCAUUACGAGUUGCACCCCCGUCCUCCCACCCGACCAGCACAACCAACACAGCUACCCACAAACUCUCCUCCCAGAAAACACAAUCCAUCGAGCGCGGCGCUCCUUCAGCACCAGGCCUCCACGACACCCUUCGCUCUUCGCUCAACCCUUCAAUUGACUCUCAAAGCUCUGCGCACCCACUGGAAUCCCGGCUGGCGAACUGGGCGGCAACACAAGAAUCCACACGCAUGAAUCUGCUCCGGCGCAACUUUGGCAUCGCCGAGCCACUCCGCCGCAGCAUGGAGCUUAAGAUGGUUCGCGAGGCGGACUCUUUCCGACCCAGCGUACUCGGCACCCCCUCAGGCUUACACGAGGAUAUUCUUACAGGCAGAGAUGACAGCAUGACAUGGGAAGACGUGUACCAGGGUCAGGACGGGCUCAAGUUGGGCUUGAACGCUGGUGGUGAUGGACAUGACGUGAAAUGGACGGAAGAGAUGGAGAAGAAGGUGGGAAUGGGCAAGUGGGUUGGCGCUGGAACACUUCGACUGUCUGCUGUCGAGAGGUCAGUAGGGGACAUCUGGACUGGCACAGGGAGCGUUUCCGGAAGGCGGGAUCCAAGCGUAUCACCCUUUCGACUUGGUUUGCGGAUCACGCAGAAUACGGUUUCAUCGGACGGGUACGAUGGAGUCAGACCAUUCCAAGCACUUCGGUCUGUCUGCUUUGGUAUCGACAUGCUACGAAUGACCUGCAAGAGGAUGGGAACGUCCUCGAGCAACUUUAUAUGCAGGUGAUGUAUAUAUUAAACUAUCCAUGGCAGUCAUUGGCAGUCAAACUGCAAAUGCUGAACCAUUCUCAACCUAACGGUGGCUAGUGCGACCGAAUCAAAUGAGCAGAACUUGAUGGCGGUAACAUAAGGCAUGAUUGUAUUAGCACCAUGAUUCCGUGCUCACCGCCUUUCUUCCGGCGCUGUGCAGAGCUAGGCAGACCAUUUCAAUCUCUGAAGCGCGUAUAGAGUCUACUUGAAGCGCGUAUAGGUCUUACUUGAUUACUAACAACCAAAACAGGCGUAUAAGGUAGGAAGUUAUACUGAGGCCGGAUGUCCUACCAAAUGUCUCUCCAUAGACGAGUCUUCUGGUCUACUAACCUCAAGGCUCGAUCUUUCACAUAGAA